AUGGACGAAGCACACGUCGCCACUCCCCAGGAGGAGCUGGUGAAGUUAUCUAGGGUCGAGCAAGCUCAGCUCAUCCUCGCUCGAUUGAUGGAGGGCGGCCAAGAAGACGAUGAGACUUGCCGAGCUUUGGACAAGCUCACCAAACUACUCAAUGAUGACACUGAGGCCCUGAAAAGGGACAAAACACACGAGCCUAUCGUCGACAUCAUUGACGAUGUCUGCGUUGACACUAUUUUCGGCUAUCUUGACAUGAGGCAGGCCGAAAUUGUACGCGGCCAUGGAACUUUGACUGCUUCUGCCUUCUUCAACGCCGCGGGCGAAAAGGGGUCUGGUGCUUUGCCUCAUUUUUUCUUCGAGCGUAUUAAACGGGGUACCUAUGACGACUAUAUUCUCGCCUUCUGCGUGGCUGCAGCUGUAUUUCCGAUUGUCCCUGGUAUGACAUCGGACAUGUUCUUGACCGAGGGUUUCCUGCCGAGUCUGGGGCCAUUGAUGCGACGGAAGUGGAAGUCGAGAAAGGUGGAGACGGCUUGUCUGGAAAUGCUUAAUGCCGCAUCGAUGAACUCGCAAUGUCGAGAAGCCAUUGUCAAAUACUGCACCGAAUGGCUGGAGGAGAUUGUGGAUCAAGAUCCGGCCGAGCUGGACACUGCUGUCCACCAUGCCGAUGCUGGAGUUGACAUCCAGGGAUCUAUCGCCAUGAAACGCCAUUCCGAGGCAGUACAGAACCUGGCUGCAGUUAUCCUGGCUAAGUUGAGGGCAGUACCAUCGGCACAGGCCUCUACAGCAGCGGCUGGACUGGAAGGGACAAGGAUUCAACCCGCCAUCACCAGCAUCGAGGACCUAUCCAAGAAGUUCACGAACAUGAUACUAACUAAUGCGGAGCAUGAGAGGCAGCACUCGGUGGAAGGUCUGGCAUAUGCAACGAUUCAGCCCACCGUGAAGGAGGAGGUUGCAAACGAUAAACAAGUUCUGCAGAAUCUGGUCAAAAUUCUGGCCCAAUCCCCGCCAAAAUCACCACUCACCUAUGGAACCCUAAGUAUCUUCCUCAAUCUCACUCGCUACCAACCCAACCAGUCGGAGGAGGAGAAAAGGAUAAACCAGCUGAAGGCCUACACAAAUGCGGCUGGCAAACUGGCAGCACCAAAUCCGCUCAACGAUCACUCCCACGUCUCAACGAGAUGCAAAGCCGUCUUCGAGUCGAAUGUUGUGCCUGUGCUAGUGACGCACAGCAGAAACGGCUCCGCUGCCUCCCUUUCGAUCAUAAUCUCCAUCAUCCACGCUUUGGCCGUAACGACGUCCAUACGCGGUCCGUUAGCUCAGCAGGGAGCAGUGAUUCUCCUCAUCGCCGCAUGGACAGCGUUACCUGAGGCGGAAGCGCCCGCCAAACGGACAGCAGCACAGGCUCUGGCACGCAUACUCAUCAGUACGAAUCCGUCACUGGUUUUUGGAGGAACUCGGGCCUGCCCGCAAACAUCAGCAAUUCGACCCCUGGCCUCCAUCAUCCCUCCUGACCCAGCAGCCGAGACCCGUGACCUGCUUCCUUCCUUUGAAACUCUAAUGGCGCUCACAAACCUCGCGUCGACUGAUGAUGACACACGGUCAGCAAUCAUUAGAGCCGCAUGGCCGCAAAUAGAGGACCAACUCCUCUCAUCAAACAACCUGGUUUCAAAGGCCGCCGUGGAACUGAUUUGCAAUUUGGUUCAAAGCCCCUCCGGUAUCGAGCUGUAUGCUGGUUCAGGGGACGCCGCGUCCGAUGGGGCUGCAAGAAAUCGCCUCAAUAUUCUACUUGCGCUUGCGGAUGCCGAGGACGAGGGGACACGAAGUGCAGCCGGGGGAGCGUUGGCCUCCUUGACAUCAUAUGAGCCGGUUAUUAAGAGCAUCUUGAGUCGUGAAAGGUGGGUCCAGGUUGUGCUUGGACUUUGCAGUGAGGACAAUGAGGAUCUGCGACAUAGAGGUGUUUUCGUGGUGUACAACGUGGUCGCAUGUGACGGAGAGACAGGGAAGAAAGCCAUAGAGAUGGUCAAGGCCGAAAACGGCAUCGAGAUACUGAAGGAAUGCGCAAAGAAGACCCGAAGGCCCGAGGUCGUGGAGGUUGCUGUGACGGCUUUGAAGAUUUUACUUGAGAGCUAG
This is a messenger RNA of Pseudomassariella vexata, 2127 nucleotides long. RefSeq names its product myosin-binding striated muscle assembly central-domain-containing protein. The transcript is spliced from 2 exons. The coding region runs from base 1 to 2127 and encodes 708 amino acids. The record is from RefSeq and is a predicted model, not a curated record. NCBI's taxonomy places the organism in Eukaryota, Fungi, Ascomycota, Sordariomycetes, Amphisphaeriales, Pseudomassariaceae.